CUGGCCCUCCGGGAGUCUAGUCGGCGGGUGGCAUUUUCCUAAAUGCAGCCCUGUUCAGACGGAAAGUAAUCUCCGCACAAGUGUUCAGUCUCCGCGGGCAUCUGGAGCUCACACAACAUCCGAGAGCAUUCGGCGCGGCGUCUGUGUAGUGUUGUGUCUGUUGUCGUGUUUCCCAGAGUCGAUGAUGCGUGCGAGGAGACGUUCGUGAAACUCGAAAAUCGCAGUGAUUAUGGACCGCACUCUCGGAUCGAGCCCGAAUUGAGCCCGAAAAUGCGCUGCCGAGUGCCUUUGACUGUGUUUGUUCUGUGCGUUUUUGGACACGUUUCUGCUCAGGAGGCCGAAAUCACGCCGGCGAUCGGCCUGAAGGGGACGAGGUGCUAUGACAAGUUCAAUAAGGCUCAGAGGUGUAUACCUGAAUUCGAAAAUGCAGCUUUCAACGUUUUAAUGGAGGCAACGAACACGUGCGGGGACCAGGGCAAAACGGAAUAUUGCGUGCAGUCCGGGGUCACGGGGUUGAGGAAGUCCUGCGAAGUUUGUUAUCCUAAUGAUCACAGCGCGAGGUACCUCACGGAUUUUCACAACCAGGACCAGCCCACGUGGUGGCAGUCGGAGACCAUGUUCGAGGGGAUACAGUAUCCGAACCAGGUCAACCUCACGCUCAAGCUAGGGAAAGCGUUCGAUAUUACGUACGUGAGGUUGUGGUUUUACUCGCCCAGACCCGAGAGCUUUUCGAUUUUUAAGAAGACGUCCGAAAGUACGCAGUGGAUUCCGUACCAAUAUUACAGUGCCACAUGUCGCGACACCUACGGUCUCCCCGACAGCGAGCACACCACCCGAGGAGAAGAAACGCGGGCCCUCUGCACCUCGGAGUACUCGGACAUUUCGCCUCUACGUGGCGGAAACGUCGCCUUUUCCACACUGGAAGGCAGACCAUCGGCGUACAACUUUGAUGCCAGCCCCGAACUUCAGGAAUGGGUCACCGCCACCGACGUGAUGAUAACCCUCGACCGCCUCAACACCUUCGGUGAUGAAGUGUUCGGCGAUCAACAGGUGUUGCGCUCCUACUUCUACGCCAUCGCCGACGUGGCUGUCGGUGCAAGGUGCAAGUGCAACGGUCACGCUUCCGAAUGCAUCACUUCAACCGGAGUCGACGGCUCUCGGCGGAGGGUGUGUAAAUGUGAGCACAAUACGGCGGGGCCGGACUGCAACGAGUGUCUGCCGUUCUACAACGACGCCCCGUGGAAGCGGGCGACGGCGCGAGACGCGCACGAAUGCAAACAAUGCAACUGCAACGGGUUCUCUAAUAGAUGCUAUUAUGACGAAGAACUCUACCGACUGACCGGCCACGGAGGCCACUGCUUGGACUGCACCGCCAACCGCGACGGCCCCAACUGCGAGCGCUGCCGCGAAAAGUACUACAUGCGCGAAGACGGCUACUGCAUCGCCUGCGAAUGCAACGAGGUCGGCUCCAGGAGUCUCCAGUGCAACUCGGAGGGGAAGUGCCAGUGCAAGCCCGGGGUGACCGGGGACAAGUGCGACCGCUGCAACGUCAAUCACUACGACUUCUCGGUGGCGGGCUGCAAGAGCUGCGGCUGCCUGGAACAAGGUUCGGCGGACAACAACCCCAACUGUGAUCCCUACACCGGGACGUGCUACUGCAAAGAGAACGUGGAGGGCAAAAGGUGCAGGGAGUGCAAGCCUGGGUUCUUCAAUCUAGACCUGGAGAAUGAAUUCGGGUGCACGCCGUGCUUCUGCUACGGACACGCGUCGGAGUGUAUGCCGGCAAGAGGGUACUCGAAGCUGCAGACCGAGUCGGUCUUCUCCAAGAACUCGGAGAGGUGGAGGGCUGAAGAUGAGUACCGGAGGAGUGUGGACGUGGAGCACGUGCCCUUGUCGCACAGCAUCGGGGUUACGGCACCUGGGGAAGAAGCGGUGUACUUUUUGGCACCGGAGCGCUACCUAGGGGACCAGAGGGCUUCCUAUAACCAUUUGUUGCAGUUCAGGCUAAGGAUCGGGGACUACGAUAGGCCGAUCCCCACCGCCACAGACAUUAUCUUGGAAGGGGGCGGCGUUUCGGUCACUAACACCAUCUUUGCCCAACAGAACAAAAUUCCCAGUAAUGUGAUCCAAGACUACAGCUUCCGCCUCCACGAGCACCCCAACUACGGCUGGCAGCCCCGUCUCUCCGCCCGCGCCUUCAUGUCCAUCCUCACCAACCUGACCUCCAUCAAGGUCCGCGCCACCUACUCCCCCCGGGGCGUGGGCUUCCUCGACGACGUCAAGCUCGAGACCGCCGGCAGACUCGUCGCCGGCACUCCCGCCCUCUGGGUCGAGCAGUGCAGCUGCCCACCCGCUUACGUGGGCCAGUUCUGCGAAUCCUGCGCCCCCGGCUUCCGACACUCCCCGUCGCUCGGCGGGCCCUUCAUGCCUUGCGUCCCUUGCGACUGCAACAAGCACGCGGAAAUCUGCGACUCGGAGACGGGCAGAUGCAUCUGCAGACACAACACGGCGGGAGACAACUGCGAGCUGUGCGCUAGGGGGUACUACGGGAACGCGCUUGGAGGCACCCCGACGGACUGCCAGCCUUGCGGGUGCCCCAACGGAGGGGCGUGCAUCCAGGUGGACGAAGACAUCAUCAUGUGCACGGAGUGUCCUCUGGGGUACACGGGACACCGGUGCGACUCGUGCUCGGAUGGGUACUUCGGGGAUCCCACGGGAAGGUUUGGGAGUCCCGUUCCGUGUACCCAGUGCGACUGCAAUUUGAACAUUGAUACCAACGCCAUCGGGAAUUGUAAUACGACGACUGGGGAGUGCUUGAAGUGUGUACAUAAUACCGGGGGACCGAAGUGUGAGGAGUGUUUGCCAGGCUACUACGGAAACGCGUUGGCGCUCCCCAAGGGUGAUUGUCAACCUUGUCGGUGUGAUCCCGUGGGAACUGAAGCCAACGAAGGAGGGAUUCUUAGGUGUGAUAGGUUCACCGGGUCGUGUCAUUGCAAGCCGCACGUUAUUGGAAAAAACUGCGACCAGUGUGAAGAUGGGUACUACAACAUAAGGAGUGGUGAAGGGUGUCAUUCUUGCAACUGCGAUUCCAUCGGUUCCUUCAAUCAGACUUGUAAUGUCUACAUGGGUCAGUGCUUCUGCAGGCCAGGAGUCACAGGCUUGAGGUGCGACCAUUGCGAAGCCCGCAAGUACGGCUUCUCCUCCGAGGGCUGCAAAGAGUGCGAAUGCGACCGAAUCGGCUCCAGAGAUCUCCAGUGCGACGCUUCCGGUCAAUGCCCUUGCCUCGACAACGUCGAAGGGCGUCGGUGCGACCGCUGCAAAGAAAACAAGUACGACAGACAGCGCGGCUGCGUCGAUUGCCCCGAAUGCUACAACCUAGUGCAGGACGCCUCCAGACACCACCAGGAAAAGCUGGCCAAACUCGGGGACAUCCUAGACGAGAUUGAACGCAGACCUACCGUCAUCGACGACGACGAGUUUCCAGACGAACUCAAGAAACUCCAAGACAACAUUACGGUUUUCCACGACAAGGUUAAGAAUGCCACGGGUGAGAACAGCAUAAUCCAACAAGUGCAAGAUAUUCGCAACCGGGAGAAGGAAAUCGCGCGGACUUUGUCGGCAAUCGACGAAAACGUCUUUCUGGCGAACGAUAAAGCAGCAGCUGCUGAACAAAAUAUAGACAAUCUGGAUAUCUUGCUGGAGGAUUCGGAAGAUAGGUUGAACGAAGCGUUUGAGAAUUUGGAGAUUCAAGGGAAGAAAGCGCUGGAGGGUGCGUGGAAGAGGGCUCAAAUUGUGGGACAGCAGUCGGAUCGGAUGACCCAGAUCGCACACGAAGCUCGCGAAAUUGCUGAUAAGUUGGACCGGGAUGCAGAUACAUUGACCGAAAAGGCCAACGAUGCGAAGAAUAAAUCACGAGAGGCGUACGAAACGGCGAGGAAGGCCAUCACGAAGCAGAGUAACGUAGGUGAAGAAGAAAGAUUAAUUCGGGCGGAACUAGUAAACACGGAAAUCAAACUAAAUCGGACGAAAGAGUGGACCAAGGAGGUUAGCGACAAAGCAAAAGAAACCAAAAAAGACGCUCUAGCUUUGUUGAACGAAGUCAACAACUUAAUCAUCCCUGAAAUCGACAUACCCCACCUCAAAGAAAAAGCCAAGAACAUCCGACUAGAAGCACAACGAUUGAAAAACGAAACCGACAGAAUUAUAGCCGAGAACGAACAACUAGUUACCGAAAUCGAAGAGCAGCUGUUUGUGGGUCACGACCAGCUCGACAAAGGCAAAUCGCAGGAAGACGACACGAACGAACUGCUUCAAGAGAUUUACCUCUACAAAACUCAAGCAGAAGCUGCAGUCCGAAUGGGAAACGACAUCCUAAAUUCAACCAAAGAAACCUACAAGAUCCUCACACACUUCGACAAGCAAAUCCAAGAUAGCAGAUCCGAAGCCGAGAAAGCCCUCCAACAAAUCGACGACAUCCAAGAUAUUAUAGACGAAGCGUCCGACAAAGCGCUCCAAGCCAACAAGAUGCUCGCAGAAGCCAAAUACAACGCCGACCAAGCCCUAGUCAACGCCAAAAACGCCAGCGGCUUGGCCAAGAACGCGUCAAUCAACGCUGAAGGUCUUAAGAACGACGCCGACCUUCUGUAUCAGAACGCCACCAAGCUGAACGAAGAAGCCGAGUUGAUGGCGGGUCGCGUGGAAGCCACAGGGGGUGCCUUGAAGACGCUGCUACAAGAAACCAAAACUAACGAGACUUUGAUAAACCAUGCCAAAGAAAAAGUGGGACGCGCUGGUAAAGAGACUGAAGAUGUAUCGAAGAAAGUCAGCGAUUUGACGAAAGACGUGCAGAACAUUCUCACAGAGUUGGGGAAUUUGCCGCAGAUCGACGACGAAGAGCUGGAGAAGCUGGAGGUGGAGCUGAGGAAAGCCGAACGGAAGGUGAGCGAGGCGAAACUCGACGAGAAGCUGGCGGAUUUGAAGAACCAGCAGAAGUCGCAGACGGAUUUGAUCAACUUUUACAAGACGGAGAUCCAUCGGCUGCAGAAGGAGGUGGAGAAUGUGGAGCAGAUCGCCAAAGCGCUUCCGGAUGGCUGUUUCAAGCGAGUCGAACUUGAACCUUAAUCUUCUAAAUACUUAUUAUUCUCUCUUAGAUUAUCUUAGCGUAGUUUUUUCAUAGUUUUUAAUACCAAAGAUUCAAUCACAGUUAGUUAAGUUUAUUUUUAUUUAGUGUAUAAAAGGCAUUUGUAUGUUUUCUCUACUGCCAUAUUUUGUGUUCUUGAAAAAUGAGAAGUAUACUCAAUUGUUGUAAAUAUUGUGCAUAAUUGGGAACAAUAAAGACGAUUUUGAUA
Zophobas morio is the source of this 5348-nucleotide messenger RNA. RefSeq names its product Laminin B2 (gene LanB2). NCBI's taxonomy places the organism in Eukaryota, Metazoa, Arthropoda, Insecta, Coleoptera, Tenebrionidae. The transcript has 12 exons. The record is from RefSeq and is a predicted model, not a curated record. Gene Ontology annotation, biological process: substrate adhesion-dependent cell spreading; tissue development; animal organ morphogenesis. Gene Ontology annotation, cellular component: basement membrane. Bases 271 to 5121 code for a protein of 1616 amino acids.